Molecule: messenger RNA, 728 nt
Organism: Cygnus olor (mute swan)
Lineage: Eukaryota; Metazoa; Chordata; Aves; Anseriformes; Anatidae
Product: fatty acid-binding protein, liver
Exons: 4
Coding region: 292-672 (126 amino acids)
Biological process (GO): fatty acid transport
Cellular component (GO): cytosol; nucleus
Molecular function (GO): fatty acid binding
Source: RefSeq, a predicted model, not a curated record
CACUUUACAACAAUUAUGAAUAAUUACCUGAGUUCAAUGACCCACAAUAAACAGUACAUCCCAAAAGAGUCGGUCAAGGUAGGACUUUGUAGAAAGCAGAAUGAACUAGAGGUUAUGAUCAUUAAGAACAAAUAAACGAUUAAUAAUUGUUACUUCACUGUUAAUAAUUAGCUGAUCAUCUCACAGUUUGGGCUGGCCUUACCCUUUCCAUAAAUAGCAUCUGAGUGACCAGGGGGAGCCCUCAUUUUCCUGUUAGCAUCACUGCCCUCACACUGCGUUACAUCUUCCAUAAUGGCAUUCAGUGGAACCUGGCAGGUCUAUGCUCAAGAGAACUAUGAAGAGUUUCUGAAAGCUCUUGCACUGUCAGAAGAUCUUAUCAAAGUCGCUAGAGAUAUUAAGCCUGUUGUUGAAAUACAGCAAAAAGGAGAUGACUUUGUGGUGACAUCAAAAACACCCAAGCAAUCUGUAACUAACUCAUUUACACUUGGAAAAGAAGCUGAUAUUACUACUAUGGAUGGCAAAAAGCUAAAGUGUACUGUGAACCUAGUAAAUGGGAAGCUUGUGUGCAAAUCAGAUAAAUUCUCUCAUGAGCAAGAAGUUAAAGGAAAUGAAAUGGUGGAGACUAUAACUUUUGGUGGAGUAACGCUUGUCAGAAGAAGCAAGAGAGUUUAAACACCGAUCAUCUUCCUUGUGACACCUUUACAUACCUAAAAUAAAGUGCACUUUCC